AUGAUGGUCGAGAACAUGACAAUUUUUGUGGCCUUUCUGGCAAUUGUUACGGUGUUCUCCAUGGACAACAGCGAAGCCCACGCGAACAAAGGCGACAAAAAUGAGCCUGAUGGGUCACCCAGCCAGGCCGAGUGCCAAUCUCUGGGACUUUCCGGCCGCCUGGGUGUCGUCACGGGGGGCGCCAGUGGGAUCGGCAGGAGCGUCUGCAUGGUACUCGCUCGAGAGGGCGCCACCGUCAUUGUGGCAGACAGGAACAGAACGGGCUCCGAUGAAACUCUACAGAUGCUACAAGGCUCGUACCCGGGCGAUCACCGCGUCAUAUACGUUGACGUUUCCAACUCUACGGCCGUCGAUGUUCUCUUCGAAGAGAUUGCCACUUAUUUUCCGGGAAGAAAGAUCAGCGUCGUGGUGAACAGUGCCGGCAUCGUGGAAGCUGCAGCGCCGAUUCAGGACAUGAACGACACCCAAUUUGACGACACGCUCGCCACGAACCUAAGGGGCACCUUCCUGAUCGACCGCGCGUCAGUGAAGCACAUGCUGGCCAAUAACGUCACGGACGGCGCAAUCGUGAACAUCGCAAGCAUUAUCGCAAAAACUGCCUUCCCGCGGUACACUCCCUAUUCAGCGUCCAAGGGCGGCGUCGUGUCCCUCACUAAGGCAGUGGCCCUGGAAGUGGCCAGCAGUGGCAUUCGCGUCAACGCCAUGCUGCCUGGUCCCGUCGACACCCCCCUGCUUGCAAGGCUACCGCCGGAAGUGAGCUCCGCCUUCAUAGCAGCAACUGCCUUCAAGCGCAAGGCGCGUCCCGACGAAAUAUCCGAGACGAUCGCGUUCAUGUGCAGUCCGAAGAGUAGCUUCCUGACAGGUGCGGCGAUCGAUGUCACGGGUGGUAUAAUAGCAUAAUAUUUACAUGGAAUAAAUUGGCUGCUGUAGUCGCGGAAGGCGCGACAAGUGUCUGCACUGUUCCUUCCACACAGGCUUUAUUUAAAAUGACUGCAAAAUGGUAACAUGUGGGAAGGUAUCACCAAUGCAUUUUCACAUCGCGUCUUUUGCAGACGUAUCCUAGAAUGAUCGAAUCGUGUGAACAAGGUUUUCAGUCACCAGUGCCUAACUUCGCCAGAAAAAUCUUGUAUAAGAAUACCAUCUGAGCAACAUUGCAACUGGAUUGCCAUUAUCUGGUUUCGGAGAAGUCAUAAGAGUGAUAAAAGAUUACAUUCUUAGUUUGUGUCAAACUGCAACUAUUUAAACGUAUUUGCCACACAGGUACCCCCCCCUCCUCUCCCUUUCCUCCCCUAAUUUGUUAGAACAAAUAUUCCAAGAACCACAUGAAAAGAGCAAUGACAAUCCCUGUAAUCAUGGAGAUUGCUCUUGAUGAGAAACACCGAAGAGAUUCGUACUUCUGUGACAGUGAAGGUUCUGCAAUGCAUCCAUUUUAUCUUUAGGGGGGUUUGCAUUACAUCUGCUGCCAAUAAAAACAAAACUGUGUCACGAAA
Molecule: messenger RNA, 1490 nt
Organism: Ixodes scapularis (black-legged tick)
Lineage: Eukaryota; Metazoa; Arthropoda; Arachnida; Ixodida; Ixodidae
Product: (3R)-3-hydroxyacyl-CoA dehydrogenase
Exons: 4
Coding region: 1-900 (299 amino acids)
Molecular function (GO): oxidoreductase activity
Source: RefSeq, a predicted model, not a curated record